UAUUUGUCCACCUGACUGGCGCUCCUCUCCUCAGUCACCGCCUGCAGAGCAAACAGCAUGGACUGACUGAACUCUGCUGAAACUCUUCAACACAACUUCAACAACACGGAGGCAAGACUCCUGCCUGACAGGUUGAGUCAAAGAGGAGUUUUCAACGCCACUGCAACAGAAACACAUGACUCAUGCCGUCACACCGCAGGGUGAGGAGCCUCUCUGAGGCCUUGACGCUGGAGCGAUCAGAGGAGGGGGGGCUGGUCAUAUCCAGCAUCAAUGACAGUGCCUCAGCCAAUCAGGGAUUGAAGGAAGGGGAUGAAAUUUUGGGAGCAACAAUUAAUUUUGAUCAACUGUCAAAAGAGGAGGUCUUAAAAGUACUGAAACUGAUGGAGCCGUUUGAUGACAAGGUGCGAGUCCUCACGCGGAACAACAUCAGCAAGAGCGUCGGGCACCUAGACCAGUGUGCCAAGAGUCCUGACAUGAUGCUGAAGGAUUCCUACAGCAAACUCUACAAUGCCAAAAUCAAGAAGUUUAUGAGAGGUGACUUGCCUGGUGAAGAAAGCUGUGAGAACAGUGAGGUCACUGCCCAGCCAACUGUACCAUCCUCAUCCAAGGUCAACCUAAAACACGACAUGGGGUUGCCUCGCCUUGGUAUUGACUUUGGACUUCUGAAAACCAAGACUUUGAGCACAGACAUUAAUGAUGACACACAAUUUAAUGAUGGUGGAGAAUUAACAUAUGGCAGCAAUCUGAACCUUCCACCAUUGGGUCUUGGCUUGAAUGGAACUUCUCUAAGUGGAGCUCAGGUAAAAAGACUGAAAGUCAAUGUUAGAAGUCCAAAGCUUAAUCCUCCAGACUUCCCUCCAUCAGGAACAUUGCCAGAGUGUCCAAAUGUCAACACUACAGUUGGUAAUCAACUGGCCAACAUCGACAUUCCAUCUGUUGACUCGACAAUGCCAAAUCUUGAAAGACCUCAAAUUGGACUGGAUAGCAAUGGAACUUUUCAGAGCUCUGGAAGCAGGUAUGGACUUUCAGAUUCAGAUGUUAGUACCCCUGACAUGGGGAUUAACCUUAAUGGGGGAAAUAUUACUGGUCCAUCCUUUGACACUGGUGUUCCCAAAGUAGCCAUUGAAGAAACAUACAAAGAAUUUAAAAUGCCAAAAUUCAAACUGCCAGACCUAGGCCUGCCUGGACCUUCUUUUACUGGUCCAGAAUGUGAAGUCCAGACACCAGGUGUAGGAACUCCAGAUGUUCCUUCAGGUAAACUCAGUCUCAAGCAUUCCAAGAGACUGAAAACCCCAGAUCUAAAUGUGGAUGAUCCUUCCAACUAUGCAGAAUCACCUGAGCUCAGGCUUUCUGGGAGAUUCCCUGGUUUAGAUCCAGGUGUUGAUCUAAAUGGGCUGGACAUUGACAUGUCUUCAGGACAAUUCAAAGUGCCAAUGAAGAAAUCAAAUAUGGAUCUCAAAUCUCCGGAUUUAGAUUUAGAUGCCCCAUCUGAUAAAUUCACCAUGCCCAAAUUUGGGGUGUCAGGCAAAAGUGAAACUCAUGUUAGAACACAUGACCUGAGUCUCAAAGCACCAAAGAUAAAAGGUGGGAUUCGUGCACCUGGUGUAAAUCUACCCAAAGCUGACCUGAAAGGACCAAAUUUAGCCAUUGACACUCCAUCCGUUGACAUCAAAGGUCCAUCUGGAAAAUACAAGGCUCCUAAAUUUAUGAUGCCCAAAUUUGAUUUACCAGACAUUAAAGUUCCAGAUUUUAAUGCAGAUUUAGUGGGAUCAGAUAUGCGGUUAGCAGCACUAGAUGUCAAAGCUGGAAUUGCAGACCCAAAUACUGACUUAAAUGUACCCUCAACUGACUUGGAUAUUGUAAGCCCAUCUGGAAAACUUAAAAUGCCAGGCUUCGGGCUAUCAGGGCCUAAAGUUAAAGGCCCUGAAUAUGAGUUUAAAACUCCAGACGUGGAUGUAUCUGCACCCAAGUUUAAAGGGGGCAUCAAUUUGCCUGGUGGUGAUCUCAAAGACCAAAAGCUAGGCCUUAAUACCCCUGAUGUGGAUGCUCCCUCUGGCAAGUUUAAACUGCCAAAAUUCAAGCUCUUUGGUACAUUACCAAAGAAGAAAGAUGUGGAUAUCAAUGCAGGGAUGAAAACGCCUGAACUAAGUUUGAAAUCCCCAAAGAUAAAGGGCAUAGAUACUCCUGAUGUGAGUGUACCAAAUAUGGAUCUCAAAGCUCCAAAUUUAGACCUCCAUUCUCCAGAUGUAAACAUUGGUUCUCCCAAAGGAAAAUUCACAAUGCCAAAGCUGAAAAUACCAAGCUUAGAUGUGCCUGGUCCAAAAGGAUCAAACACUGACAUAGAUGCAUCUCUGAACAGACCAGACCUACCAUCUGGUGGUCUUGAUAGAGAUUUUUCUAAGCCAGAUUUUGACAUUGAUGCACCUUCACUUGAUCUCAGAGGCCCAAAGUCAAUGCUGAAAAUGUCUGAUGCUGAUAUUGGAGGUCCAUCAGGAAAAAUUAAGAUGCCAAAUUUUACAAUGCCAGAUUUUGGACUUCCAGGACCAAAGAUGAAAGGGCUUAAUGGUGAGCUAAAGACUCCAGACUUUGAUCUUUCAGCCCCCAACUUUAAGGGUGCUAUUGAUUCCCCAGAUUUGAGUUUGCCUGAGAUGGCCUUUAAAAAAAACAAACUAGAUCUUUCUGGCCCGGAUGUCAAUUUAGAUAUGCCUUCAGGUAAAUUCAAGGUGCCAACAGUGGAGAAACCAAAUAUUGACGUAAAUGCUCCUGACUUGCAUAUUGAUGCUCCCUCAAGCACAUUUCAGAUGCCGAAAGUGAACGUUCCAGGCACGUUGCCAAAGGGACCACAUUUGGAUGGUGACACACAUCUAAAAUCUCCAGAUCUGAGUCUGAAAGCUCCAAAAAUAAAGGGAGGAAUUGAUGCCCCUGACUUGGACUUACCAAGACCUCCGAAGUUAGAUGUGAACACUCCAAAUGUCAGCAUUGGUUCACCCAAAACAAAAUUAAAAAUGCCAAAAUUAAAAAUGCCUAAAUUCAGUCUUCCAAGCCUAAAAGGACCUGAGAUCGAUCACAGUUUUGAUGGUCCAGACAUGGAUGUUGAUACACCCAAUGUCAGUCUUAAAGGGCCUAAAGCUGAUUGGGAAAUGCCGAGUGGGCCAUCAGGAAAAUUCAAGAAGCCAAACUUGAAUCUGCCUGACUUCGGUCUCUCUGGUCCAAAGUUAGAUGGUCCUAACCUUGACCUCAAAUCCCCUGAUCUAGAUAUCUCUGGUCCCAAUCUCAGUGGCGGUAUAAAUGCACCCGACAUAAACAUGCCCAGGGCUGAUCUCAAAAGUCCUAAAUUUGACCUCAACACCCCAAAGCUCAACUUAGACAUGCCAUCAGGUAAACUAGAAAUGCCAGAGCUUCAUGCUCCAGAAUUGGAUGUCAAUGCUCCCUCAGGCAAAUUGAAAAUGCCUAAAUUCAAUCUUUCAGGUACAUUACCAAAAGGACCAAAUAUGGACAUAAACACAGAUCUGAAAUCACCAGAUUUGAGUCUGAAAGCUCCAAAGAUGAAGGGUGGAAUUGAUGCCCCUGACUUGGACUUACCAAACAUGGGCCUCAAAGCUCCAAAGUCAGAUGUGAAUCCUCCAGAUAUCAAUAUUGGUUCACCCAAAGGAAAAUUUAAAAUGCCAAAAUUAAAGAUGCCUAAAUUUAGUCUUCCAAGCCUAAAAGGACCUGGGAUCGAUCACAGUUUUGAUGGUCCAGACAUGGAUGUUGAUGCACCCAAUGUCAGUCUCAAAGGUCCUAAAGCUGACUUAGAAAUGCCGACUGCUGAUAUCACUGGGCCAUCAGGAAAAUUCAAGAAGCCAAACUUGAAUCUGCCUGACUUCGGUCUCUCUGGUCCAAAGUUAGAUGGUCCUGACCUCGACCUCAAAUCACCUGCUAUAGGUAUCUCUGGUCCCAAUCUCAGUGGCGGUAUAAAUGCACCAGACAUAAACAUGCCCAGGGCUGAUCUCAAAAGUCCUAAAUUUGACCUCAACACCCCAAAGCCCAACUUAGACAUGCCAUCAGGUAAACUAAAAAUGCCAGAGCUUCAUGCUCCAGACUGGGAUGUCAAUGCUCCCUCAGGCAAAUUGAAAAUGCCUAAAUUCAAUCUUUCAGGUACAUUACCAAAAGGACCAAAUAUGGACAUAAACACAGAUCUGAAAUCACCAGAUUUGAGUCUGAAAGCUCCAAAGAUGAAGGGUGGAAUUGAUGCUCCUGACUUGGACUUACCAAACAUUGACCUCAAAGCUCCAAAGUUAGAUGUGAAUCCUCCAGAUGUCAAUAUUGGUUCACCCAAAGGAAAAUUAAAAAUGCCCAAAUUCAAGCUUCCUGAAUUUAGUCUUCCAAACCUAAAAGGACCUGGGAUCAAUCACAGUUUUGAUGGUCCAGACAUGGAUAUUAAUGCACCCAAUGUUAGUCUCAAUGGUCCUUAUGCUGAUUUGGAAAUGCCGACUGCUGAUAUCACUGGGCCAUCAGGAAAAUUCAAGAAGCCAAACUUGAAUCUGCCUGACUUCGGUCUCUCUGGUCCAAAGUUAGAUGGUCCUAACCUUGACCUCAAAUCACCUGAUCUAGAUAUCUCUGGUCCCAAUCUCAGUGGCGGUAUAAAUGCACCAGACAUAAACAUGCCCAGGGCUGAUCUCAAAAGUCCUAAAUUUGACCUCAACACCCCAAAGCCCAACUUAGACAUGCCAUCAGGUAAACUAAAAAUGCCAGAGCUUCAUGCUCCAGGCUGGGAUGUCAAUGCUCCCUCAGGCAAAUUGAAAAUGCCUAAAUUCAAUCUUUCAGGUACAUUACCAAAAGGACCAACUAUGGACAUAGACCCAGAUCUGAAAUCACCAGAUUUGAGUCUGAAAGCUCCAAAGAUGAAGGGUGGAAUUGAUGCCCCUGACUUGGACUUACCAAACAUGGGCCUCAAAGCUCCAAAGUUAGAUGUGAAUCCUCCAGAUGUCAACAUUGGUUCACCCAAAGGAAAAUUUAAAAUGCCAAAAUUCAAGCUUCCUAAAUUUAGUUUUCCAAGCCUAAAAGGACCUGAGAUCGAUCACAGUUUUGAUGGUCCAGACAUGGAUAUUAAUGCACCCAGUGUCAAUCUCAAAGGUCCUAAAGCUGAUUUAGAAAUGCCGACUGCUGAUAUCGCUGGGCCAUCGGGAAAAUUCAAGAAGCCAACCUUGAAUCUGCCUGACUUCAGUCUCUCUGGUCCAAACUUAGAUGGUCCUGACCUCGACCUCAAAUCCCCUGAUCUAGAUAUCUCUGGUCCCAAUCUCGGUGGCGGUAUAAAUGCACCAGACAUAAACAUGCCCAGGGCUGAUCUCAAAAGUCCUAAAUUUGACCUCAACACCCCAAAGCCCAACUUAGACAUGCCAUCAGGUAAACUAAAAAUGCCAGAGCUUCAUGCUCCAGGCUGGGAUGUCAAUGCUCCCUCAGGCAAAUUGAAAAUGCCUAAAUUCAAUCUUUCAGGUACAUUACCAAAAGGACCAAAUAUGGACAUAGACCCAGAUCUGAAAUCACCAGAUUUGAGUCUGAAAGCUCCAAAGAUGAAGGGUGGAAUUGAUGCCCCUGACUUGGACUUGCCUAAUAUGGGCCUCAAAGCUCCCAAAUUAGAUUUGAACAGUCCAGAUGUCAACAUUGGUUCACCCAAAGCAAAGCUGCAAAUGCCAAAAUUGAAAAUGCCAAAAGUUAAUCUGCCAAAAGUGAAUCUGCCAAACUUAAAAGGACCUGAGAUUGAUGGCAGUUAUAAUGGCCCAGACAUUGACAUCAGUGAACCCAAUGUCAACCUCAAAGGAUCCAAACCUGGCUUUGAAAUGCCAGAUGUUGAUUUUGGCAGCCCAUCAGGAAAACUUAAAAAGCCACAUUUUAAAAUGCCUGAUGUGGGGUUUUCUGGUCCAAACUUAGAUAGCCCAAACGUUGACUUCAAGUCACCAGAUCUUCAUGCCAAACUACCAAGAGGGCCGAAUUUGAACAUAAAUUCAGACCUGAAAACAGAUUUGAAUCUAAAAGCCCCAAAGAUGAAAGGUGGAAUUGAUGCCCCCAAGUUGGGGUCACCAGACAUGGACCUUAAGGCCCCCAAGUUAAAUAUGACCACUCCAGAUGUCAAUAUGGGUUUCCCUAAUGCGAAUAUCAAAAAGCCUAAAUUCAAAACGCCAGAUGGUCCCAAUAUUUACAUAGAUGGCGACCUACAGAGGCCAGACCUGAAUAGCCAAAAUGUAGAUGUUAAUGGUCCAAAAGGUAAAAUAAAAAUGCCAAGUUUAAAUUCACGAGACCUCAGUCUCUCUGGACCUAAUCUUUCAGGACCUAAACUGAAAGGCCCUGGUAUAAUUAUGCCAGACUUAGAUUUGCCUAAUGCCAACUUCAAAGAUCCCAAACUAGAUCUUAAUGCAAAACAUCCUGAUCUAGGAUUAAAUGGUAACAUAGGACAACCUGACCUGAACUGUACUGUCCCUCGAGUCAAAGGAGGAAUAAGAGGUCCAGACUAUGAAAUGAAUGUUCCCUCAGGAAGCAUCCAGGGUCCACAGACUGAUCUUGAUUUGGCAGACAGAAAAUUUAAACUCCCUUCUUUCAAGUUGCCUCAAUUUGGAGGCCCAGAUCUUAAUAGGACAGGGUCUGAUAUUGAUUUUGGUGCAUCUCUGAGACCAAGAGAUCUGGACAUUUCUCUUCCAAAUGCAAAACUGAACAUGAAACCACAACAGUUGAAGGGGAAUACCACAGGUCCAAAUUUUAGUGCUCCAAACAUGGACCUCAGCAUGCCGAAAGCAGCAAUGCGGAUUCCACAACGGCAUCUCAGAAAUCCCGAUCUUAACAUUGAUGAUCCUUCACUAAAUUUCAAAGGACCUUCUUAUAAGAAUCGCAGAUCAGAUGUCACAGGGGUAAACAUGAAAAUGCCUGUCCUGGAUGGAGAUGUCAGACUUCGUCACACAGAAAGAAAGUCACCUAGCACCAAAGUAAGGUCCAGCUACCCUCUGGUGGAUGCUCAUUUAGGCCACCAUCUUGAUUUCAACCGUUCAGAUCUGAACAUUGAUGAUUUCACAGGAAAGGAUCAUGUGCUCAGAGCCAGAGGCUCAAAAUUGGACCUCCAGGCAUCACGUUACUAUGGACAGGUGAUCCCCCCACCAGGUGUUAAUACUGACAUGAGAGACCCCAGACAUGCCAGAAGAAUUUCUCCUGGUGACACUGACAUAUAUGCAAAACCUAUGCGAACAAAGCCACCGGUACCUAAUUCACAUUUGCCACAUCUUUCUCAAGGUUCAAGAAUAAGAGUGCCUGAAAGUACAGAUGGAUACUUUGUCACUGUUUUUCCCACUCAACCACAAAAUCAAAAAAUGCCUGACUUUUAUCCAAGAAACGUGGACCUUGAAGUUCCAGGUGAAAAUGACAUGAAAGGGUCAACAUUCUUUUUCUCCAACCUCAUAUAGGUUUUAAACCACUGAUGUUUCCAUAAGCUGUAACAAGUUUUUGUGUUUGUAAGCUUUUUAUUUUGGGUUUAUUUAUUUCGACUUAAGAUGUUGUGUAUUAUUGUAUGAUUUAUGUUUAUGCAGUUUUGAAAUAUGUCACUUUCUGCCUCGUUUAAGAUUUUUUGUACGAUAUAUAGAGCCAGUCUUGUUGCUGUCAUGAUGCAGCCUCAUUAAAUGCAACAUUUUUGCACUUGUUUUACAUGUAAAUUCUGACUUUUUCACAUUUUGUUAUUUUCUAAUAUGUUUGUACUAUGCAAUACUCGUUUGAUGAGUAAAGGUAUCCUUUUGAUGUACAUUAAAGUUAAGUUAUGGCACCCAAAAUCCCCCAUUUCUUUCUCCAGUUUAAUAGGGUUUUAAUACUGAUGAUGAUUCUUCAGGAAGAAAUUUGUGUAUUUUGCAUUACAAGAUCAAAGGAUGUAAGUUGUUUUUUAUAUAUAAUAUAUAUUGUGUUGUUGUAUUGUAAUGUUGUAUCAACUGAAUAGUAAAAUAUCCAAAGUUGUGCAUAUAUUUAUAUUAUACUGUAUGUCUAUACUUUUGAAACGCCCACUUCAUUUUAUAUUCAUUGGGGAAGUGUAUGAUUGAGUUUACAUAUUUUUUACUAUGUAAUGAAGCAUGCUAAGUGCCAUGGGCCAAUUUAAAUGUGACCAUGAAACUACUAAAAUUGUAUCCACUGGACACACCAUAUACAUGAUUUUGUUAUGAUAUUGUGCAAAAAUUAAACAAGAAAAAAAAUUC
Messenger RNA from Chelmon rostratus (copperband butterflyfish), 8201 nucleotides. Its product is annotated as neuroblast differentiation-associated protein AHNAK. The coding region runs from base 183 to 7427 and encodes 2414 amino acids. Gene Ontology annotation, biological process: regulation of RNA splicing. Lineage: Eukaryota; Metazoa; Chordata; Actinopteri; Chaetodontiformes; Chaetodontidae. The record is from RefSeq and is a predicted model, not a curated record. The transcript has 5 exons. Gene Ontology annotation, cellular component: cytoplasm; nucleus.